GCCAAGAUAUGACUGUUUCUUCUGGGACAAGGACAAAACCAAAACCAAAACCAAAACCAAAACCUCCUUUUGAGUUUUAACUAAGCAAACCCAGCUUAGAUCCAACCUCUGAAAUCUCCCUAUAUAUACCCCAAUUUCCUCGACCCAACGAUCUCUCAUUCUUUCAUUUCUUGAUCUUCUUCUUGUGCUUAUGUUGUUUGUGUUUGUUUAUCUUCUAAUAAAAUGAGCAAUAUACCCACUUCUCUCACAGAUUCUUCCUUUGCCCUCUUCUCUCUAGCCAUUUCUGCCUCUGACCCUUGGCCUUUCCCUCUUCUUCUCUAAUAUUUCACAACAAAACCCACCUUUUCUUGAUUUUCUUGUUUCUUGAUUCUUGAUUUUCUUGUUUUGUAUUGAUAGUUGUAGAUAUGGGGAGUACUGGAGAUAGAAACAACCAUCACUUGAAUUCCAAUGCUAAUUUGCCACAUCUUCUUCACUUUCAUAAUCAUCAUCAUCAUCACCACGGAGGAAGCAAGAAAGAUUUGAAAGAUAUUCCAAAAGGGUGCUUGGCGAUCUUGGUGGGACAAGGUGAGGAGCAACAGAGGUUUGUUAUCCCUGUGAUUUACAUAAAUCAUCCACUUUUCAUUCAGCUCCUCAAAGAAGCUGAAGAAGAGUAUGGAUUUGAUCAAAAAGGCCCCAUCACUAUUCCUUGUCAUGUCGAGGAGUUUCGCAACGUUCAAGGCAUGAUCGACAGGGAAAACAUCCACCACCACCACCAUCACCAUCUUUUAUGCUUUAGGAUUUGAUGUUUAUCAUGUGAUUGUGUAAAGUUUGCUGUUAAUUCAUCCCUUUAUUCUUCUUUUUUUUUUUUUUAAAUUGUUUGUUAAAUUUUUUCUUUUAAUAUUAUAUUGUAAAUGAUAACGAAGAAUGAUUGAAUGGGAAAAAGAAAAGAAAAGAAAAGAAAAGAUUAUCAUUGUGUUUA
This is a messenger RNA of Hevea brasiliensis (rubber tree), 958 nucleotides long. Its product is annotated as auxin-responsive protein SAUR32. Lineage: Eukaryota; Viridiplantae; Streptophyta; Magnoliopsida; Malpighiales; Euphorbiaceae. The record is from RefSeq and is a predicted model, not a curated record. The transcript has a single exon. Bases 405 to 782 code for a protein of 125 amino acids. Gene Ontology annotation, biological process: response to auxin.